Cricetulus griseus (Chinese hamster) is the source of this 3532-nucleotide messenger RNA. Lineage: Eukaryota; Metazoa; Chordata; Mammalia; Rodentia; Cricetidae. The record is from RefSeq and is a predicted model, not a curated record.
CUUUGGAGACUUCCGGAGCGAGAAGAUACUUGAAAGGAAGAUACUGAAAGAAAUCUGCCCCACUGAUCAAUCCAGAUGCCUUCUUCCACUUUACCAGAUGAAGGAGAUAGCCUGGAGACCUGCGUUUUAAAGUUUUCUGAUCUGGAUUUAAAAGAAUCAAAUCUUACUAACCCCAGCAACAGUCUCAAAGCAGAGUUAGAUGGCAAUAUAAAGAAGAAAUACUCAUUUGCAAAAAAAAAGGCCUUUGCCAUUUUUGUCAAAACCAAACAAGUUUCAUCACCUUCUCAUGAAUUUAAAGAAAAAUGGUGGAGAUGCUGUCAGCAGGUAUUUGCAGACCAGACCAGCAUCCACAGACAUGUGGCAACACAGCACGCUGAAGAAGUUCACCAUCAGACAGCUUCUAUUCUAAAGCAGCUAGCUGCAGCAUUGAGUGCUUCACAGAGUCUUACAUCCGCAGACAGACAGAACCCUCCGAAAAACUAUCUCACUCCUAGUCAGGAAGUGUCUGCUUGGCUCCCUGAUAUAAGCCGCUUUAGCCCUGAUGAGCUGAGCUGUAGCCAGGGCAAUGAAGAAGGGGAAGUACUCCUGUAUUACUGCUACUGUGACUUGGAGGACCCCCACUGGAUCUGUGCCUGGCAGACAGCUCUGUGCCAACAGCUGCACCUCACAGGCAAGAUUCGGAUCGCUACUGAAGGAAUCAAUGGAACUGUUGGAGGAAGUAAAGUGGCCACCAGACUGUAUGUGGAAGUCAUGCUUUCUUGCCCAUUGUUUAAGGAUUACCUGUGUGAGGAUGACUUUAAGAGCAGCAAAGGAGGAGCUCAGUGCUUCCCAGAAUUGCGAGUCGGUGUGUUUGAAGAGAUCGUGCCUAUGGGGAUCAGCCCCAGUAAGGUCUCCUACAAGAACCCUGGAAUCCAUUUAUCCCCUGGUGAAUUUCACAAAGAAAUAGAAAAGCUUUUAUCUCAGACAAAUCAGGAACAGGGUGAUACUAUCAUACUGGACUGCAGAAACUUCUAUGAGAGCAAAAUCGGACGAUUCCAGGGCUGCUUAGCACCAGACAUCAGGAAAUUCAGUUACUUCCCUAGCUACGUUGACAAAAACCUUGACAUUUUCAGGCAGAAGAGGGUGCUGAUGUACUGCACUGGAGGCAUCCGCUGUGAGCGGGGUUCUGCAUACCUCAGAGCCAAGGGGGUGUGUAAGGAAGUGUUUCAGCUCAAGGGUGGCAUCCACAAGUACCUGGAAGAGUUUCCUGAUGGUUUUUACAAAGGGAAGCUGUUUGUUUUUGAUGAGCGGUUUGCCCUGGCCUACAACAGUUGUGUGGUAUCAGAAUGUUCAUACUGUGGAGCCCCGUGGGACCAAUAUAAACUCUGUUCUACUCUCCAAUGCCGGCAGCUCGUUUUGACCUGUUCUGCCUGUCAAGGACAAGGAUUCACAGCCUGUUGCGUCACGUGUCAAGACAAAGGGGGCAAGCUGGCUUCAGGCCCCACCCAGGACAGUUUUAAAGAAGAAUGUGAGUGUACCGCCCGGAGGCCACGCAUCCCUCAGGAGCAGCAUGCAUGACUCCCUGUGAAUCUGGAGCCAGGGCCUGAUGCUGGUGAGGCUGAGUGGUGAAGCUUCACAAUGUAGGCUUAAGUGGUUAUGUGUACAUUGUCAAGGUUGUAGAAACAAAUUGGGAACUUCUGUGUUGGUCACUGCCACCAUGGCAGAUGGCCACAGGCAAAGGGGACAGGGAGUCCAGUGUUGGCUACCUAAUCUACCUGCUUUGAUUCAGAAGAUGCUGGAGCCUGGAAAAAAGGUGAACCAUGUGAGAUCCCAAGGAUGUUGAGAGAAAGAGCCUUGAGCUUGGCAGCUGUACCAUGUCUUCUCUGCCAUGCAGCUGGGUAGUAGCCAUUGCUCUUGGCAGCAAACCUUUUUGCCUUUUUGCUGGGUGUGAACUCUUAAACCAGGUCAGCUGUCACCUUCCCCUGCCUCAGUCUCUUCCCUAACUUCUCAAAGAGAUCUGUAAUCUGUGGUGUUGAUCACUUUCUACUUAAAAGAAUUUACUGAAUCAGCCCAACCCAUCCCUUUACAUGUGAUCAUGGCACUACUGAGACCAUGUGGCCUUCAGAGUCUAAAGUAUUUACAGUCUGUCCCUUCACAGAAAAUGCCAGCCCCAGACUAGACUAACAGCUCAUCUGAUAGAGGUGGUCUUAAAGAAGUGGCCUACAUUUUUAUUGAUUUGGUUUCUUUGAAAGAUGUCCCCGUAAGAGCCCUGCAUUACCCAGCAUCCCCUCUCUCAGCUUCUAAGUGUUCUCUUUAGGGAUCCAAAUGAGCAGCAGGCUUUAGGACACCUGGGGCACAAGGUACUUUCUUAGGGAGAUUAUUCAACAUAGCAGCUAGCUAGCCUUCUAGCCUUUGGGCACAUGUCCCUAUCACGAGAGUCUUAAGAAACACACACAACCACACAUAGACCGAUGGCUUUAAUAUUAAUGUUGCAGUUUCCAGUGAUGCAGAAUGCAGCUGCAAUUGUGUUUCAAGGAGAAGCUGAGUGGGGCUGGCCGUCCCUGCAGCUUGGUGCCACUCCUGGGCCCAUGUGCAGCCUCACUAGACAUUGUCAUAGUGGUGAGGCCCUGGCUCCACCUCUAGUUACCCUGUACUGUCCACAACAUUACAGUUCAGUGUUGCAGGAUUUUCCCUUGUCAGAAACCCCCUGGGCUGCACUCAACAGCUCUUGAGCCUUGUCAUUAUUGUAAUAUUGGCUGAAUCCCUAAGGGAAAUAAUUCCCCAAAGCAACAAACGAAAAUACUAGUUUAACUGGCACUAUGGUCUAUUAAAAGGCACAAGAACAAUGUGUUUUAACAUUUUUACUGACUCCCAUGGUGUUAAAAAAGGGAUCCAAGUAGGAACGCCGAAAUUAGGUUUCAGAAUAAUCACUUGUGUCAUUGGUCAGGAUUUCCUAAUUCCUUGCCGUUUAGAUGUUGUGCACUGCUGUCCUUCAGAGGUUUCAUUUGUAGGCAAGAGCUCUGUGAUUUGAUUUAUCUCAUAAGUGACCAGGCAGGCACUUGGUGUCUGUAAGCAGGGCCAUGCUAAAUAGCACAGCCACGGUAGACUGGAAAUUCACCCAGGGGCAUUGGCCUCACAUAAGCCAUUUGCCCACUGAGGUAUAGGGAGAUGUUUUCAUUCAUCAUGAAGUUGGCAUUCAAUAAAGAAAGAAUGGUUUCUGACUGCAGUGAGUACAUCCCAGGUGUUCACACAGAGCACUCAGGGGUAUGUCUGUUGCCUGGGGUGGUAGAUUUUAAAACUUGAAAUUUCACCGUUGCCUUUUUCUUCCCCUUCUCUUAUCUGGCAGAAGGAAUCCUGUGUCUUUCUGACUCUUAGAAGAUUCUGUAGCUUGCCUUUCAUUCUUGGGGGGAGAGGGGUUGAUGCUGGAAUCAAUUUGGCAGCUUUAAUCUUGAGGUUAAAGUUUCAAGUAGGGUUGAAAAAUCAUGAUUAUCUGUUCUUUUUACUGAGUUGCUAUGAUCAAAUCUGUAAUAAAGUGUUUUACAGCGCUUCCACA